This is a messenger RNA of Salvelinus sp. IW2-2015, 4160 nucleotides long. It is a transcript of the gene saxo3, whose product is annotated as stabilizer of axonemal microtubules 3. The record is from RefSeq and is a predicted model, not a curated record. Lineage: Eukaryota; Metazoa; Chordata; Actinopteri; Salmoniformes; Salmonidae.
GUAGUAGGCUGUCAUGCCCAAGAACGAGGCCACCUGAGAGGCUGAGGUCGGUUCCGGGAUGCGGAGGACGGCUUCAAUGUUCGACAUGAGUGGGGCAAUGCCAACAGGCGGAACCCCACAAACUCGACGGCUGGAACUGCAAAGGUGCACUUUUCACCAUUCAGGGUCUGGUUGUUCCGCAGUAGAGCACUGAAAACUCUGUGGAGUCGAUGGUCAUGGAUGUGGAGGUCAUGGCCGUGGACCACGAUGUCGUCCAGAUAGACUGCCACCCCGGGUAUUCCAGCGAAGAUGGUGAUCAUCACCUUCUGGAAGCAGCUGGGGGCGGAGCUAAGUCCAAAAGGCUUGCGUGUGUAUCUGAACACACCUGCAUGUGUGACAAAGGCUGUGAGGUCUCUACUGGCUGGGUGGAGGGGCACCUGAAGAUAACCCUGACGCAGGUCGAGCUUCGUGAAGAUCGUGAAACCAUGAAAUUGUGCAGUCAGCUCCCCAGCUGUAGGCAAGGGGUACUUAUCCGGGACAAUAGCCUUGUUCACAGCACGGAGAUCCACACAGGUCCGGAUUCCAACUGACUUUUUAGUUGCGAUGACCAACUUUGAAAUCCAGGGGGCAGCGUUGACUGGCGCAAUGAUGCCUACCUCCAACUGUGACUGGAGAUCUUUUGUGACGUCAUCACGCAGUGCAAAGGGAAUGCGCCGCAGGGGCUGCAUGACUGCGGUCACGUCCGGGUUCACUAGGGGCCUGUGAGUGAAAGCUGUGAAGCAGCAGAGUCCAUCAAACAGAGUUGGCCAGUUCUGUUGCCAUGUGCCGGAAACUUGGUGGACAGCUGACCCACUCAUCUCUCAGUGUGAACCCCAAGCCUGUGAAGAGGUCGAGGCCCAGGAGGUUGGCACCCCGCUUUGCAAUGUGAAAUGUGAAUGAUGGCAGAUGCUUGGCGCCGUAGAGCACUGGGACCUGGAGGGUGCCUGUAAUGUCUAUCUUGGAUCUACCACACCCACACAGGGCAGUGGAGGGCUGUUGGAGUGGUAGGUGACUGAAAAACUUGUAAGUGGCAAGGUUGAGCAACGACACCGCAGUGCCAGUAUCCAGUAGCAAAGGCAAACCCACCUCGACCAGCUGCACAGUGCAUGUCUUGAAUGACACAUGGUUAGUGGAGAAGGUUUGGAUUUCAGUGUGUUCAUGUUGAGGGUGAGAUGAAAAUAAGGGCCUGUUCUGGGUGGAGCUAGUAUGCAGCUGGGGCAGAACGACACACUUUAGCAAAGUAAUUGUAUUUUGAACAGUUCUUCCAUAUUUUCCCACAGGCUGGGCAAUUUGAAGCUCUUGAAUUGUGAGAGCUAGCCCCACAGUUGCCAUAGCUACUUGUUUGUUUAUCAGUCUGCCUGCUGCAGGGGCAUGCGGGUGUCUGUGUCCAUGCAGCUGUCAACGUGGGAGGGAGUGCGCAGCGUGUGAUCGUUGUAGUGCGCCUGCUCGGGUUGAAGCUGCUGUGUGAGAAUGGCUGGGGGCUGAGUGUAUGCUGCAGAGCUAUCUGUUAGCAUAGUAGAGCAUUCCAAAGCCGCUUCAACCUGGAGUGCUAUUUUAAUAGCUCCAUCAAGUUGUAAAUUAUCCGAUUCCAAAAGCAGUUUCUCCUUGUCUUUAUACAUAACAUCGCCUCUAUCAACUGAUCUCGUCUUGAACUGUCCCAUAGUUACAAGAGCUAGCCAAAUCCCUCAGAUUAGCCAUGUUACUUUGAAUGCACUCACCCAGGCGUUAGUGUCUUUUCCAUAACCGGUAGCGUCUGAGGAGCACGCGCUCUAUCCCGGCGAAGUGGUUCAGUAGGAUGCUGACUGCAGUGGUGAAUGUAGGAGCCGAUCCAAGCGCUCUGAAAAUCAUAUGUACCGAGGCAGUGACGGAGCAAUGCUGUCCUCCACUUGUCGAAGAUUCUAGAAAAGUCCACAUCUUUGAGAUAAGUGUUAAAACUUUCAAGCCAGUUAUUCCACGGGACUGGAGGUUCGCCAAGCACGGCGAGGAAUGGUGCUGGUUGUGUAGCUAAGUGAACAGGACUUUGGAACAGGGAGUUCCUGUUGUUGGAUCAACUGUCACAUCGAUCCAAUGGCUUUGUGGAAGGGACACAGGCGAGAGCUGGAACAGACAAGUGCAGGUGUCGGCCAUAUGUAUGUGCAGCCGGUGCCUUUUUAUGUGGAGAGUCACAAGGGUGCAUCUCUGCCCCCUCUGUUCCAGUGUUCUCCCCUGGUGUCCACCAGCAGUCACUUCUCUGUCACCUCACGCUUGGAGCACGACAGGAAGCCUCAGACGGGGCCCCUGGCCAACACACUGCACCCACGUGCCCCUCCACACUGGAACACACACUUCCUCAAUGAGCUGGCACAACAGCUCCGGGACUGUGGGACAGUGCGCCUGCUCUCUAAGCCAAUCAGUGAAAUGCAGGACAGCUACAGGGGCCAGGCUGCUCCACAUGGCCCCCUGCUGGACCACUACUGCACCCUGCUGGCACUUUAUGGACAGCUUGAUCCAGGCCAGACCCCGACUGUGACAGCAGAUCCUUUAGUCAGCACAGCUCAUGCAUACUACAGGCGCUUUAGCAGGUCAGAGAUUGCCCCUUCCUCUGCUCUGGAAGCCCCUUCCUCCUACCUUAGCCUGAACAAGAGCUCCACCCACAGCCGCCUGCCGGGCCACAAAGCCCCUCCCACCGUGUCCUGCCACCCUUGGCUGCCCCGCCCCUCUGUGCCCUUACCCUAUGGAGGGAAACACAGCCUGUACAGGGACAGCUUCCGUGUGCCUGCCCCUCACCCUGCUCCCUCUGGUCCCUCGCCUGUUGCAAUCCCAGACUGGCGACAAGCCGGGACUGAAACUGGGGCUGGAGGAGCUAAGAGAGGGCUUCUCAGGGACAUCGUGGAGGUCCCCAAAAUGUACCUGACAGAGAACCGGGUCUAUGGGGGGAACCGGACCGUACUGGUCUGAGACCGCGCCGGACCGUGCUGGUACGUGUGUGUGUGUGUGUGUCAGAAAGACAAUGACAUGUGUGUAUUUUGCCAGAUGUCACCAAGUGCAAUCUAAUUUAUACAAGGACCAUGACCCCACUUUGGAGUCAACCGUCCCAGUGUUUUUUUGUAACUAUUUAUCAAAGGCCCAAUAAACAGGCAGGGUUUGAAGAAGACUGAUUGAUUUAUCAAUCACCACCAGUGAUGCAUGACCACGGGGUCCUAAGAGACACAACAUAUUUCAGGGAGUUGUAGGACAAAGGCUGCGAAGGCUGAGCUGAGAUCAGUUUGGGCAUUAGUGUUUCUUAUUGUUAAUGUUUUAAUGGGAGCGGGCUAAGCUGGUCCAAUAUCUGUGUUUAGGGGGUCCUUCAGUCUGGAGCUAGAGAGAGAGACCAGGGCAGUAUACUGUAAAUACUGAAUGUAUGUAUGUAUGUAUGUAUGUAUGUAUGUGUGUGUGUGUGUGUGUGUGUGUCAGGGAGAGAGAAAUGCUGAGUAGGUUAGAGGUUAUUUUGGCAUCAUCUCACAAAUUACCCUCAGAAUCCACUGGAGUCCCUCCGUCCUUUCUGCCUUUUUCUCUUCCGCCCACCUGCUCUCUCGCUCUUUCACUCUCCUCCCCCUCGUUCCUCCCUCCGGCAACACGCCAGACGGAAAAAGAGAGACAGAGAGAGAGAUGGAGGGAGAGAGAGAGGGAAGAGAUGGAGUAGGGUUAGAUAAACAUGCGUAUGUUUAUACAACUCUACUCCAUCUCUUCCCUUUCUCUCUCUCUCUCCCUCUCUCUCUCGCUCUUCUUCCAUCUGGCAUGUUGGGGCAAAUAAGGAGGUUAAUACAUAGAAGUAACAAAUACAUUAGGAAUGAUGUACACUUAGCACCAAUUCAGAAAGAGAGGUAGAUCUACGGUAGGGGAGAGAGAGGGAAAACGACAGAGAGAGCAUUCAUAUAAGCAAGUCAGAGAUGUACAGACUAAGCUGACAGAAUCAUUGCUUACCACAUCGGUGUAUUUGUGUGUGUAGGCCUAAGUGCAACAUAAUUUAUCUGCUAAAAAUACAAAUGGAUUUAGUAGUUACACUAACUACCUGUAUUUGUGUUGCAUGUGACUUGCCCAGAUUCAAUACUUUAUCUGAACAUGUAUUUGAAUAUCAGGCUGUGCAUUAAUUAAAGGUUGUUGGCAGCUCUAUAAAAUAAACU